UCCACAACUACUGAUGCUAUCGGGUUUGGGCCACAAACAACAUUUGCAAAGUCUGGGAAUACCUGUAGUUAUUGAUCUACCGGUUGGUGACAAUUAUCAAAAUCAACCAGCUGUCUCAAUUACUGUACCAAUAAAAGCGCAAUAUAGUACCCAAUCGUUUAACCCGCAAUUAAAUGUGCAGCAAUUGAACAUGCUAUAUUAUAACUACACCAACUAUUUAGCGGUCAAUCCAGAUGUUACGCUAUAUCACAGCACGCGCACCAAUCGUGACAAACAAUGGCCAAACAUCAUGACCAUCAUGAUUCCCAUAUCCGACUUAUUCACACCCAUAGGGUGUCCGACGUGUCCCGGAAAGUAUGCCUAUCAAUGUCUGGAGGGUUUACAGUGUUAUAUGCGGUAUAAAAGUGAGACUUCAGGCCAUCCGGGAGGUAGUUGUCGUAUGGGAGCCAUAGAGAGGCCAGACGUUGUGGUCGACCCUCUGUUAAGGGUUAAGGGUAUUAAUAGACUCCGUGUAUGCGAUUCGUCCGUAUUUCCAGUGGUGCCGAACACCGCCACCGCUUCGGCCGCCUUAACAAAACGUAAAAGCACCAUGCAAAUUUCAUUUAAUCAUCCGCAUUCAUUGACACAUUGGCGGCCACAUGUCCGCCAUCAGACACUAGACUGGUUCCCGUCACAAACGACGACUCGUCUGACGCCAGGUAUAGGAUAUUGCGGGCGAUGUCGAGUCCCUCUCCCGCCCUCCCGACCGGGUAUUUGCUGCCAAACAUGUCGUACACCUGAUUGGCCACCUCUUUGGACGCCCCCUGAGCCUCGAGUACGUUCGUGCGGAUCACUCCCGGACUUUACGUGUACAAUCAAAGCCAUACUUAACAUGUCCACAGUUUCGGUCACUAAACGUUGUAAAUCUUCCUCUUUGGUCACGUCUGCCAACACUUGCAAUACGGCUGAAACACCGGUCGGCGACACAUCUAUGCACUGUUUGGCCACUUCGGCCACUUUGUCGCCAUUACGUCCGGUCACCACUACUUUGGCGCCCGAUUUGGCGAACAGUACGGCUGUGGCGGCGCCGAUGCCUGAGCUCGAGCCCGUCACCAGCGCUACUCUACCACUGAAAUCAAACUUUAGGGACAUUUUGCGAGAUUUACUCAGAGAGAGAGAGACACAAAUCGACAUUUGGCUCAAACUCUUCGCUCGAUUCGCUUUAACCGUCGAUUCACACGAACUUAAUAAUAACUUAAUCAAAUGGUAUCGUAUAUUCAGUUAUUGGGCGGACAAUCAUAUCUCGGGUCCGAAACCUCUGCCAUAUUUUGGCAAUUCUUUAAGUCUUAUACUAAGACCGAAGCCAUUGGUUGAGUUGGAGUGGUAUAAGACUUACGGUCCAGUCUAUGGCAAAUAUAAUUGUGGAAAACCGGAGCUAUCAGUGGCGGACCCGGCGCUCAUCAAACAGAUUAUGGUAAAAGACUUUCACAAAUUCCAUAACAGAGGCGUCACUCGAGUGGACGAAGGGAUGAACACAAACCUCUUCAGCUCCAGAGACGAGCACUGGAAGCGGAUCCGAGCCAUAGCCAGUCCCACAUUCACGUCAAGCAAACUCAAAGACAUGUAUCCAGUGGUCAACGAGUGUUGCCGACACUUCUUGGCCGCACUCGACAGAGACGUGUCCACCGGUCGGACGGAAGUGGAGUUAAAGGCAUUGAUGGCCGCCUACACCAUAGACGUGAUGGGCAGUUGUGUCUUCUCCGCUCACACCGACUCCUAUACCGAUCCAAACAAUCCGUUCACUACUAAAACAAAUUGGAUUUUGAAAAAUUUUAGCAAUUUAUCGACCGAUAUAUUGACUAACAUUUUACCGACUUUUGUGACUAAAUGGUUGGCGACCAACAGCUUAUCAAAUAUGAUGUUUUUCAUGCACCUGUCCGGGCGUUUGGUGUCUGAGCGCAAACAUGCGGUCAACAAACCACACGAUUUGUUACAAUAUGAAGAGAGAGAGGACACGACGACUACGGUUGAGGACUCUGUGGCCGCCGAUGCUAUGAUUGGACACCACUUGAAGGCAGGCGUCGACGAACUGAUGGCAGAGAAGCGGGCGUUGAGUGGAGUCGUGGCCAAGAAGUUGACCGAAGAGGAAGUGAUCGCUCAGUCCGUACUGUUUUUCUUCGGCGGCGUUGAGUCGACGGCCAGUACUCUGUCGUUCUGUACGUAUGAAUUGGCACUCAAUCCCGAUAUUCAAGACGAGUUGGUGGCGGAGACCAGUGAGGCGUUCAAUGAAGACACGGGUGACAUAGACUACGACACCGUUUCCCGACUCCCACUACUCGAUGCCGUUAUAUCGGAAACUCUUCGCAAAUACCCGCCGGGCGUUAAUCCCAUGCGUGAGACCGCGGAGGACGUGAUGCUCACAACACCCAACGGAUCAGCGUUUAUGAUCAAAAAGGGAGUCAACAUAGAUAUACCGGUGUAUGCCAUACAUCACUCGCCCGACAACUAUCCCGAUCCCGAGGCCUUCAAACCCGACCGCUUUUUGCCCCAAAAUCGUCAUCACAUCAAACCCUAUACAUACCUGCCAUUCGGCGCCGGACCCCGUCAUUGCAUUGGUAUGCGUUUUGGUUUGCUUGAGAUCAAACUAGCCAUGGUCAAAUUGCUGCGACAGUUCCGUUUCUAUGGGUUGCCCACCACUGAUGCGCCCGUUGUGUUCAGUAAGGGUCGAGUGUUUUUACACUCCGAUAGGCUUCGAGUGGGAGUCGCGAAGCGU
This is a messenger RNA of Medioppia subpectinata, 2752 nucleotides long. The record is from the annotation of a GenBank genome assembly. NCBI's taxonomy places the organism in Eukaryota, Metazoa, Arthropoda, Arachnida, Sarcoptiformes, Oppiidae.